This is a messenger RNA of Telopea speciosissima, 1284 nucleotides long. Its product is annotated as ethylene-responsive transcription factor-like protein At4g13040. The record is from RefSeq and is a predicted model, not a curated record. Gene Ontology annotation, biological process: regulation of DNA-templated transcription. The transcript has 8 exons. Bases 420 to 1091 code for a protein of 223 amino acids. Lineage: Eukaryota; Viridiplantae; Streptophyta; Magnoliopsida; Proteales; Proteaceae. Gene Ontology annotation, molecular function: DNA-binding transcription factor activity; DNA binding.
AGUUCAACCCGGCUCCUCUCUCUCUCCCUUUAAAACGCCACCACCACCUCCACCACCACCAUCACCACCUUACACAAUGAAGGACAAAAGGUGGUAGAUGUAUAAACCACCACCUCCUUAAGUCCCUUUGCUCACAACCCUCACCAUCUUCUGCUUCUAAACCCUCCAUCUCCUCCUGAUUUCCUGAGAUUUUUCUGAUUUACCCCACCUUUUACGCUUCCACCUUGGUCUUCUCUGUUUCUCAGAGUUGGGUCUGUUUUAUCUUUGUCGCUUACCAUUAGAGGUGGUUGGUUGGUGGGGUUGACUCGUAAUUUGAAGGGGAUUGGGAAUUCUUUCGUAUGAUGGGUUUGUUUUAUGAUUCAGUGUGGAGGCAUUGAUUCUUGAGAUCAUCAACUGAACCAUUGUCAGCAGAACCAACCAUGGUUAGCAUAAGAAGGCGCAGACUCCUUGGAUUUUCUACUGGGAUAUGUCCUUUUAUGGUUGAGCUUCCUAAGUAUAGUGACAACGGAAAUGAUUCUGAAAAUGCUAUCCAGAAUACUGGAACGGUUGACGUACAUCAAAUGCCUUCAGAGGAUGUCAACCAGCCAAAGGAGAUAAAUGUAUCUGUUUCUAGCUCAUCAAAAGAAGAUCAACAUCAACAAUUUUCAGGGCAAGCAAUCAAACGCAGAAAGCGACACCGGAGGAGAAAGCAUUUGGAAAAUCAAGAGCCAUGCAUGAUGAGAGGUGUAUAUUUCAAAAAUAUGAAAUGGCAGGCAGCAAUAAAAGUUGACAAGAAGCAAAUCCACUUGGGAACUGUUGGGUCACAAGAGGAAGCUGCACGUUUAUAUGACCGGGCGGCUUUUAUGUGCGGGAGAGAACCCAACUUUGAGCUCCCAGAGGAAGAGAAGCAAGAGCUAAGGCAAUUCAAUUGGGAUGAGUUCUUGAGUUAUACUCGCAGUGCAAUUACUAGUAAAAAACACCAGAGAAGGGUUGGUCCAGUGCCUGUGAAGAAGUCUGAAAUUCCAGUGAAGAACGAAGAUUCAGAUGGUGAGCGAGGAGCUGAGGGGUUUUCGGCUUCCGAGGAUAUGGAGCAAGACCCAUCAGUGUCUUGAUUAUGGUAAUGUUAGGGGAGCACAUCAGCACAUAGAAGGUUCCAUAAACCCGGCUUUAGCAAUCAGGUUUUAGUCAUUUGGCCUCCUUAUUUUUUGUAUAUAAAGGCCCCUAUUAGGGCAGUUUAUAGUUGACUUUAUAUCUUUCAGCAGAUCUUGAUACCUUAAUUGAAAUAAACAAUUAUGAUUUCUUGCA